Molecule: messenger RNA, 663 nt
Organism: Xyrauchen texanus (razorback sucker)
Lineage: Eukaryota; Metazoa; Chordata; Actinopteri; Cypriniformes; Catostomidae
Product: basic leucine zipper transcriptional factor ATF-like
Exons: 3
Coding region: 99-473 (124 amino acids)
Biological process (GO): regulation of transcription by RNA polymerase II
Cellular component (GO): nucleus
Molecular function (GO): DNA-binding transcription factor activity, RNA polymerase II-specific; RNA polymerase II cis-regulatory region sequence-specific DNA binding
Source: RefSeq, a predicted model, not a curated record
CAUGCAGUCUUACAUACUCUGAGACAGACAGACAGAGAGACAGAUUGCAAGACAGACUGAAAGACAGUGACAGACGCUGAAGGAGGGACUGAAGUGGCAUGGCACAGGGCUCUGACAGUAACGAUUCCAGCUACACCAAAUCCCCAUCACCGGGCAAUAAACAGGGUUCAACGGAUGACGUAAGGAAGGUGAUGAGGCGAGAGAAGAACCGAAUUGCGGCGCAGAAGAGCCGAAUGCGACAAACUCAGAGAGCAGACAGCCUGCACCUGGAGAGUGAAAGUUUGGAGAAGGAAAACGCAGUGCUGAGGAAAGAGGUGAAGAGACUCACAGAAGAGGCCAAAUAUCUAUCCACGGUCUUGAGCAACCACGAACCGCUGUGCACGGGCCUGAGCAGUCCGGCCACGGAGCUUCUGUAUAGCCCGCACCACGGCGCGUUUCAUCAGCACAUCAGCGUGCCGCACUACCCGCUCUAACCGGUAGAGGCCGCCAGAGUCCUUUGCGGAAUCCGCCUAUGAACUGCAGUCACUAACCUUUGGUUGAGUCAUAAUUAAACCACGUAAAUAGCCAUCAGCGGGCAUUGCAUUGAUCUUAAAAUGAACUGCUGAGGAAUGACUAUCAGAGAAACAAAAGCCUCUAAAUAUAAGAAUUUUGGUGACUAUAAUU